This is a messenger RNA of Clavispora lusitaniae ATCC 42720, 774 nucleotides long. RefSeq names its product proteasome regulatory particle base subunit (gene RPN10). Gene Ontology annotation, biological process: proteasome-mediated ubiquitin-dependent protein catabolic process. Gene Ontology annotation, cellular component: nucleus; proteasome regulatory particle, base subcomplex; cytosol. The record is from RefSeq and is a predicted model, not a curated record. Gene Ontology annotation, molecular function: polyubiquitin modification-dependent protein binding. NCBI's taxonomy places the organism in Eukaryota, Fungi, Ascomycota, Pichiomycetes, Serinales, Metschnikowiaceae.
AUGGUGCUUGAAGCAACAAUGAUAGCAAUAGAUAACUCCGAGUACAUGCGUAACGGAGAUUAUCUCACGACAAGAUAUGAUGCACAACUCACAGCAACAGAGUUCAUUUUCCAGAACAAAGUCAACUCCAACCCAGAGAACACAGUGGGUUUAUUGUCUUACGGUGACAACGGACCGCAAGUGUUGUCGACAUUGACCACGGAUUUUGGAAAGAUUUUGUCUGGCGCCCACGGAACAAAAAUCGGGGGCGAGAACCACUUUUCUAGCGGCAUUCAAGUUGCAGCGUUGGCGUUGAAACAUAGGCAAAACAAGGUACAAAACCAACGGAUCAUUGCAUUUGUUGGAAGCCCCAUCAAGGAAAGUGAAAAGGAGUUGGAGAAAUUGGCCAAGAAAAUGAAGAAGAACAACGUGGCUGUCGACAUUAUAAAUUUCGGCGAAGAAGAAGUGAACACGGCAAAGUUGGAGAAGUUCCAUGCGGCUGUCAACAACCACGAUAACUCACAUUUGGUGACUGUUCCACCUGGUCCAAGAUUAUUGUACGAGGUGAUUGCUUCAUCUCCGAUUUUGAUGGAGGAAGGAUUUGAAAUGGGCGAAUCGGGCGACUUUUUCGGCAUGGGCGGCAUGGAUGCCAAUAUGGACCCAGAUUUGGCACUUGCCUUGAGAUUGUCUUUGGAAGAAGAGAAAUUGAGGCAGGAAAGAGAGGCGGCAGAGUCUAAGGGCGGUGACUUGGACAAGAUCGAAGAAGAGGCCGAAGAUAAGAAAGAGGACAAAUAG